CUCCCCCUCCUCCUCCCCCUCCUCCUCCUCCCCCUCCUCCUCCUCCUCCAGGUAGGGCGGAGCUGUUUCUACGGUUUCUACCUUGACAGGAGUUUGGUUCAAACAUGGCGUUAUAGUCGGACUUUAGAGUGCUUUCACCGACAGAUAUUCACAGUCAUUUCUGUGUCCAAACGUAUCGGUUUCGGUAUGAGCCAGUCGUCCCGUUCAAACCGGGGAGACCGGGUGAGAAACGGAGACCACCGACACUCAUCACACGGUGACCGACGUUCAUCACCGGACGACAGGUCUUCCUCUCGAGCCCCGUACUACCCCAGAGAAGGCGGCUCCCCUCCCAAACCCAAACGUGUGCGGGAAGUCUCUCGAGUGGAGCACCACGAGUCCAAAUGCUCACACAUUUGCUCCAGGAGAGGCAUCGUGCUGAUCGUCUCUGUACUGACCAACAGCCUGGUCCUGAUCUGCCUGAUUGCGUCUCAGAUGGUGACAUCAGGCAUGUCCGCCAUGGGCGGGCUGGGCGGCUUCGACAUCAACUCCAACUUUAACAUGGAGGGCACCGAGAUGCAGAAGGCGCGCGAGCUGGACAUUCAGUACAGCCAGAUGAGGGCGCCGGGCAUGUACGUUGGCAUCCCCUUCACCCUGAUCCUCGGGGUCCUCUCGCUGCUGUUUGCGGUUGCCGGGAACAAGCCACCCCACUUGAUGUCCCGGAAGCUCCUGUACGGAGCGCUGGUGUUCCAGGCGGUGGGCGCCGUGGCGGUCGUGGUGGCCGUGGGGCUUUACCUGCACUUUAUCAUCAGCGUCAACUCCACCGAUGUGUGUAAGCAGCGCGAGAGGCUGUACGCUCGGAGCGGCUACACCUGGAUGAACUGUAACGUGAGCGGGGCGGAUGCCGCCGUGGCUCUGUUUGCGCUCAUCACGGCCAUCCUGUACGCCGCCGGCACAGCGCUCACCUUCCAGACGAUUCGGGGAGUGAGGCGCUACAUCGAGGAGGGAAAGCGCAGAGAGGCGGAAAAACAGAAGGCCCGAGCCAACUCCCAGAGAUCCCCGCUGACGGCUGAAACCAUCUUUGUGUGAGAGGCCAGAAAAGAGACAUCUGGGGUGGGUCUGCAUCCCAGAUAAGAUUAGCAGGGUUCCCCCGUCUUAGUCGACUAAUCAGUCCUUUUGCUCUUAGUCAUUU
Sander lucioperca (pikeperch) is the source of this 1171-nucleotide messenger RNA. RefSeq lists its product as uncharacterized. The record is from RefSeq and is a predicted model, not a curated record. The coding region runs from base 187 to 1068 and encodes 293 amino acids. NCBI's taxonomy places the organism in Eukaryota, Metazoa, Chordata, Actinopteri, Perciformes, Percidae. The transcript has 4 exons. Gene Ontology annotation, cellular component: membrane.